UAAUAAAAACAUUUUCUUACUUAUUUUUUAAUACCAUAAAUAAAGCAUAUAUCAGAGUUGAACUUAGUUCUCUUGAGUUCCUCCAUGUUGAGAAGAUAGCUUACUCAAAAGUCCAAACAUUUGACCAAUGGUAUAUAAUAUUUAAGCAUAGAAUUUGUUGACUACUUGCUUAACAAACAAAAUAAUAUUUUCGAUUCUGUUACUUCGCUUGCUGAAACUAUAAUAACUUUAUCAAAAUAAUUUUUGAUAACUGAUCCACUUACAUGGUAGGAAGGAGGAGGUACUUAUUUUAAAAUAAAUUUUAAAAACAGGAACACAUAUUGUCGAGAAACUAAACUAAUGUUUGUUGGGCAAGCAUCUUCAUCCUUUUGACUUUGUAAGGGUGGUAAAUAAUUUAUUUCAUAGGUAAGAAGAUGUAUUUUCUUUUCUGAAAUGAGAACUUAGUUCUCUUGCCUUCAUGUUGAAUGACUCCGAGGAAGGGCAGAGGGAGAUAGUUGUGCUUAGUUGUCAUUAGAGGGCUUGAAUUAAAGCAUCUUUAUUCCUUGCUUGGAAUAUAUGAUGUCGCAAUAAAUUCCUGCUCAAACAUUCUUCAUACCACCCUUCUUUUCCGGCUAGGAGAACUGAUAUUCCUUUCCUUAUACUUUCAGGAUAGAGUAGGUUAAAUAAAAACUUUCAUGUAUAGUGCACUCUUCCUGGCAAGUAAACUCUAUUAAUCACUUUGAAAUGCUAACAUUUCUAUUAAUACUAUUUCUACUAAAAAAUAACUAAGGCUUCCAUUUUUUGGAACAUCUCUGAGAUUUUCUCCUAUAUUGUAUCAUUGAACUUUAGCUCAUUCUUUUGGGAGAGUAAUAAUGCAAGUAUUGUUCCCAUUGUGUAGAUUAAAAAUGAAAACUUUAGAGAGCACAUAUGACCCAUUCUAUUUAGGUAAAUCACGAAGAGGAUAUGAAGAAGAGGAUGUGAUAGAAGGACCUGAAAUUCACUGUGCACAGUGUGUGUCAUACUCAGUACAUGUAUCUGAAGAUUACCCAGAUAAUACAUAUGUGUCAAGUUCAGAAAAUGAUGAAGAUGUACUAGUUACUACAGAGCCAAUUCCAGUAAUUUUUCAUAAAAUAGCAACAGAAUUAAGAAAAACAAAUGACAUUAACUGUUGCUUAUCCAUAAAAUCCAAAUUACAAAAGGAAAAUGGUGAGGAGUCAAGACAGAAUAGUACAGUGGAAGAAGAUUCUGAAGGUGAUAAUGAUUCUGAAGAAUUUUAUUAUGGAGGACAGGUGAACUACGAUGGGGAACUGCACAAGCAUCCUCAGCUGGAAGCUGAUUUGUCGGCAGUGAGAGAGAUAUAUGGGCCACAUGCAGUUUCUCUCAGGGAAUAUGGAGCCAUUGAUGAUGUAGAUAUUGAUCUACAUAUUGAUGUUAGUUUUCUUGAUGAGGAGAUUGCUGUGGCUUGGGAAGUAAUUCGAACAGAACCUAUAAUUGUUCGACUACACUGUUCACUUACGCAAUAUUUAAAUGGCCCAGUGCCCACUGUUGAUGUCUUUCAGAUUUCCACAAAAGAGCGAUUCGGAUUGGGACAUCAGCUAAAAAAAAUCAUGCAGACAUUUGUUACACAGCAGUGGAAACAGAGCAAAGAAAAAUCCAAUUGCCUGCACAAUAAAAAGUUGUCAGAGAAGAAAGUGAAGUCUCCCCUGCAUUUAUUUUCUACUUUGCGCAGGUCGCCAAGUUAUCCUCCCCCUGGUUGUGGUAAAAGCAAAUCCAAACUGAAAUCCGAGCAAGAUGGAAUCUCCAAAACACAUAAGCUGCUACGGAGGACUUGUUCCAGCACAGUCAAGACUGAUGACGUGUGCACCACAAAGUCACAUAGGACCUUUGGUCGCUCCCUGUCCAGCGAUCCCAGGGCUGAGCAGGCGAUGACAAUUAAAUCACACAAACUCUUGAACCGUUCCUGCCCUGCAGCCGUUAAGCAAGAGGACUGCCUCACUCUAAAGUCGCAUAAACUAUUGACUCGAUCUUGUUCUGGAGAUCCACGAUGUGAGCACAACACCAACCUAAAGCCCCACAAACUGUUAAGCAGGUCUUACUCCAGUAAUCUCAGAAUGGAAGAAUUAUAUGGACUGAAAAAUCACAAAUUGCUUAGCAAGUCUUACUCCAGUGCCCCCAAGUCAUCUAAAACUGAGCUUUUCAAGGAACCUAACUCAGAGGGCAGGAGGCUCUCUCUUACCUCAGGGCUUAUUGGUAUCUUAACACCAUCUUCAUCUUCAUCUUCCCAGAUUGCUCCAAAUGGUGCAAAAUGCAUUCCAAUACGAGACCGUGGCUUCCUAGUGCAGACAAUUGAGUUUGCUGAACAGCGGAUCCCUGUGUUGAAUGAAUACUGUGUGGUGUGUGAUGAGCCACAUGUGUUUCAAAAUGGCCCUAUGCUUAGGCCUACUGUGUGUGAACGGGAGCUGUGCGUAUUUGCUUUUCAAACCCUGGGAGUAAUGAAUGAAGCUGCUGAUGAAAUAGCUACUGGAGCUCAGGUCGUAGAUCUGCUAGUAUCCAUGUGCAGGUCUGCAUUGGAGUCUCCUAGAAAAGUUGUCAUUUUCGAGCCAUAUCCUUCUGUGGUAGAUCCUAACGAUCCUCAGAUGUUGGCCUUCAACCCCAGGAAAAAGAACUAUGAUCGAGUAAUGAAAGCACUGGACAGCAUAACUUCUAUCAGAGAAAUGACACAAGCACCAUAUCUGGAAAUCAAGAAGCAGAUGGAUAAACAGGACCCCCUUGCUCAUCCCCUACUGCAAUGGGUUAUAUCAAGUAAUAGGUCACAUAUUGUGAAACUGCCAGUUAAUAGGCAAUUGAAGUUUAUGCAUACUCCACAUCAGUUCCUUCUUCUCAGCAGUCCACCAGCCAAAGAAUCCAAUUUUAGAGCUGCUAAAAAACUCUUUGGAAGCACCUUCGCAUUUCAUGGCUCUCAUAUUGAAAACUGGCACUCUAUCCUGAGGAAUGGUCUGGUUGUUGCUUCUAAUACAAGAUUGCAGCUCCACGGUGCAAUGUAUGGAAGUGGAAUCUAUCUUAGUCCAAUGUCAAGCAUAUCAUUUGGCUACUCAGGGAUGAACAAGAAGCAGAAGGUGUCAGCCAAGGACGAGCCAGCUUCAAGCAGUAAAAGCAGCAAUUCAUCACAGUCACAGAAAAAAGGACAGCAAUCCCAAUUUCUGCAAAGCCGAAACUUAAAAUGCAUAGCCUUAUGUGAAGUGAUCACCUCACCUGACCUGCACAAACACGGAGAGAUAUGGGUUGUCCCAAAUACCGAUCAUGUCUGCACACGAUUCUUUUUUGUCUAUGAAGAUGGCCAAGUGGGAGAUGCAAAUAUUAAUACACAAGAAGGAGGCAUUCACAAAGAGAUCCUCCGAGUAAUUGGUAAUCAAACUGCUACUGGUUAAAGGACUACCAUUUAAUUAACAUGAUUUGAAAGCCUUCCUCGGGUUCAAAGCUGGAUUUUGAACUGAAGAAGAUGAUAAAAUAAUUUAUUGUUAUUAUCAACAAAUUUAACCCUUUGAAUACUGAUUUUUUUUCUUAGUAUUUCUAAGUAUCUCAUUAAAUACCUAAAAUGGUAUAAAAUUUAUCAAUUGUAGGGUUAUGGAAUCUAGUAAUAAAAUCAAAACAGCACUUAAACUGAAGUUUGGGUUGCUCAUACAAUAAACAGAUUGAAAAACCA
This is a messenger RNA of Microcebus murinus (gray mouse lemur), 3682 nucleotides long. Lineage: Eukaryota; Metazoa; Chordata; Mammalia; Primates; Cheirogaleidae. The record is from RefSeq and is a predicted model, not a curated record.